GCCUCACAGAAACCCUAACUAAACGAGGGCGACGCGUCCAUGGCCAGGUACCGCAGCCGCAGCCGAAGCCGCAGCUACAGCCCACGCAGGCGGUACAGCCGCAGUCCUCCCCGCUACAGGCACUACGACGACCCGCGUGACCGCUACCGCGGCGGCGGCGGCGGCGGGCCCCGCCGCGGGUACGACCGACCGUCGGCGCCCACCGGCCUCCUGGUCCGCAACAUUUCACUCACCGCCAGGCUAGAAGACAUUCGUGGUCCAUUCGAGCAAUUUGGCCCUAUAAAGGAUGUGUACCUUCCGAGAAAUUUCCACACAAAGGAAUUACGUGGUUUUGGGUUUGUGAAAUUCCACCACCCUGAGGACGCUGCAUAUGCUAAGCAAGAAAUGAAUCAUCAAGUUAUUUGCGGUCGAGAGAUUACAAUAGUUUUUGCCGAGGAGAAUAGAAAAACCCCACAAGAAAUGCGCUUCAGAACAAGAUCAAGUGGUAGGCAUAUGGAUGGAAACUACAGAAGAAGGCAGUCGCUGUCAAGAUCCCCAAGGUCUCGUUACCCCUCUUAUUCACCUGAACCUUCUCCAGUUAGACGGCACUCCAGGGACAGAGAUAAUUAUUCUCCUAGGGGUUCAUACUCUCCACAUACUCGGGACAAGAGGCAGCACAUAUCAGAUGGUCGAUCGCCUAGCCUAGAUGGACAUGAACAUAGGAUAUCACCAUCCAGUAAUGGACAUGGUCCACCAGUUGACAGGAAGAGCCCAACCUGAUCUCGCUGGCUCCUAAAGGCUGAGAUGAAUUUCAGUUCUACAAUCCAUGAUUGGGUGGUGAGAGCAGAGAACAAUGCCUUCUUUCCUACUAUGUUUUCUAGAAUAGGUCGGUGGUUUUUGUAGUGAACAGACUUUUGUGUUCAAAAGCAAGUUGUUGAGUGUUGACACGUUUUAUCAGUACUGUUUGUGAUAUAUUGUGGGAUCCGUUAAAGUCUGAUCAAUUGGUACUUUGUGUGUUUUAGGCUAUAUUUUUGUUCUGCUUGUGCUUGCAA
Messenger RNA from Triticum dicoccoides, 1031 nucleotides. Its product is annotated as serine/arginine-rich SC35-like splicing factor SCL28. Gene Ontology annotation, cellular component: nucleosome; nucleus. Gene Ontology annotation, biological process: sperm DNA condensation; spermatogenesis. Gene Ontology annotation, molecular function: RNA binding; DNA binding. The record is from RefSeq and is a predicted model, not a curated record. NCBI's taxonomy places the organism in Eukaryota, Viridiplantae, Streptophyta, Magnoliopsida, Poales, Poaceae. The transcript is spliced from 7 exons. The coding region runs from base 40 to 759 and encodes 239 amino acids.